UGCACGGUAAUGCCGACCACUGCUAGGCCGGCCGUUCGUGUAAAGUUGAGCUCUGUUCUUGCAACAGAAACGGGUUUCUCUCACCCAAAGAUUCUCUUCUUCUUUUACGUGAGAGCAAAUUUACACCAACUCGUGUUGUUUGAUGACCUGGAUGAGUACAUCGAUGAAGGACUAUAAUGCGAUCAGCCUCCUUCAGGAAAAUGAUGGAAACAAGCAAUGCCAAUGAACAAACCUUGAAAACUGAUGGAUCAGAAACAAGAUCCUCUUUGAUUCAAGAUUGGAGAACCAAACCAAAUGAAUUCGGUUGUGGACACAGGCACACAGCAACGAUCUUCGUCCCUGGUCCCGCAACAAUCUGAGGUUGAAUUGGGGAAGAACAGACGUCGCAGCACUGAAUUGGGGGAAGAACCACGGGAAAACCAGGCCGCCGCGGGGUAUCCAACGGACCCGCCAGCGCGGCUUUCCCGGGUUUUUCCUGUUGUGUUUGUUUCUUGGCUGUAACAUUUUAGCUGGCUUGCAUGUAUUGGCAUGGUGGUCUGGUAUGUGCAGGUCCCAACUGCCCUUUCAAGAGAAGCUUGGCUGGCUGGCCGUAUUGUAAGGAAUGCCGUUUCUUGAUGCUGGGUUGUUCUAUUUUGCUGCCAUAAAUUUGGACGUUCAAUCAACUAAAUAUAGUUACGGUCCGUCAAUUCCUAGCCUGCGUGUUACUACCAAACUGCUUGGAUUUUUUUUAGAAAAUAGAAAUAGUUCUGACCUAUGCGACGGCAUGUAGGCUGAUUACAAAAUAAAAUGGAAUGAGCACACAAUCUAAAAGGUAAACUCAAAGGCAAAUUCUACUAUUACUUCUCCAUCCCUUGUCGGCGAAAAUAUCCAAAGACACUGUCGGGUGAUGCUGAUUAGCGCGCGCUAGGAUGCUUCCUGACCAAUGAUUUCCAACAAUACUAUUUAUGGCAUACGAUACGGAGGAAAGCGGCGAGACCAUCCAGAAAGAGGUCACACCAUCGAUGGAGGUAGAGGUGGAUCAAGCACCAUUUGAAAAGGUGGUUGAGCUCACAACCGAGGGUGAAUCGCAGAAGCCGGGCGGUGAUAGCACCCUAGCUGUUGAUGCAGAGUCGUCGUCCCCAGAAGGGCUCUCCCUGAAUUAUGAGGAAGCAAGAGCUCUCCUUGGAAGACUAGAAUUUCAGAAAGGAAAUGUGGAAGUUGCCCUCCGCGUGUUUGAUGGAAUAGACCUUCAAGCUGCCAUUCAGCAGUUCCAGCCAUCGCUUUCUGAUAAGACACCAUCGAAGAAAGGGAGGACAAAAUCAGAACUACCCAGUUCCGUGCCGCAAAAUAAUCCUGCUAGCCUUGUUCUGGAAGCCAUUUACUUGAAAUCACUGUCCCUUCAAAAGCUAGGGAAAUCGAUAGAAGCCGCCAACCAAUGCCAAAGCGUACUUGAUUCUGUUGAAAGUAUGUUCCAAAAUGGUACUCCGGAUAUCGAACCAAAAUUACAGGAAACUGUUAAUAAGUCUGUGGAACUUCUUCCGGAAGCCUGGAAAUAUGCAGGCUCCUACCAGGAAGCAUUAGCUUCUUACCGGCGAGCUCUUCUUAGUCCAUGGAAUCUUGAUGACGAAUGUCGCAGCAGGGUUCAAAAGAGAUUUGUCGCUUUUCUGUUGUAUGUCAAUGUAGAUUGGAGCCCUCCCAGCAUGGCCCAGCAAAUUGAAGGUACUUUUGUUCCAAAGAAUAAUGUGGAAGAGGCGAUUUUACUUUUGAUGAUAGUACUGGGGAAUUGGUACCAAGGCAAGACCCAUUGGGAUCCUUCUGUGAUGGAACAUUUUACCUACGCCCUGUCGCUUUGUCGUGAACCCUUGGUUCUUGCAAAGCAACUUGAAGAGGUUUUACCUGGAAUAUAUCCUCGUACCGAGAGGUGGUGCACACUAGCACUUUGCUACCAUGCUGCUGGGCAGAAAGAUACUGCUCUAAAUUUUUUGAGGAAGUCUUUAAAUAAGCUUGAGAAUCCAAAUGAUAUUCUUGCCUUGUCAUUAGCUGCUAAGAUAUGUAGUAAGGAGUGUCAUCUUGCUUCAGAGGGUGUCGAAUAUGCAAGAAGAGUAAUUGCACUUGCUGAAUCACACCAUUUGAAGAGCGUGGGCCUCCAUUUCCUGGGGAGUUGCCUUGGUAAGAAGUCCAAGGUUGUUUCGUCGGAUUACCAAAGAUCUCUAUUGCAGACAGAAACAUUGAAGUCACUUACAGAAUCAAUCACUCUUAACCGCUACAACGCAGACCUAAUAUUUGACAUGGGAGUUGAAUAUGCUGAGCAAAGGAACAUGAACUCUGCACUGAGAUGUGCAAAGGAGUUUAUUGAAGCAACUGGUGGAUCUGUUUCAAAAGGUUGGAGGUUGCUAGCAUUGGUUCUUUCUGCACAACAAAGGUUUUCCGAAGCAGAAGUCGCAAUCGAUGCUGCCUUGGAUGAGACAGCAAAGUGGGAUCAAGGAUCUUUACUAAGGGUAAAGGCUAAGUUGAAGGUUGCUCAGUCAUCACCCAUGGAAGCAGUUGAAGCAUACCGUACUCUUCUUUCUCUAGUUCAAGCCCAAAAGAAUUUCUCAGGAUCCACAAAGGAUACUUCAGAGUUAAUAGAUGGUAGUGUCAGCGAGUUUGAAAUCUGGCAAGGUCUUGCUAAUCUGUAUUCGAGUCUCUCAUACUGGAGAGAUGCUGAGAUAUGUUUGCAGAAGGCAAGAACCCUAAAGUCAUACUCCGCUACAACACUUCAUGCAGAAGGUUACAUGCAUCAAGCGCGCGAGCAUACGAAGGAUGCAUUGGCUGCCUAUGUGAAUGCGUUCUCAACAGAGCUUGAACAUGUGCCAUCCAAGGUGUCCAUUGGUGCACUUCUCGCCAAACAAGGACCUAGGUUUCUGCCUGCGGCAAGGUGCUUCCUCUCAGAUGCCCUAAGAGUCGAGCCCACAAACCGGAUGGCUUGGCUUUACUUGGGAAAAGUUCACUGGUCUGAUGGAAGGAUUACUGAUGCUGCAGACUGCUUCCAAGCAGCAGUGAUGCUUGAGGAAUCGGAUCCCGUGGAAAGUUUGAGUUCACUUUCAUGAUAUGGUCGUGGUCAUGGCAUGAAGCUCCUGCCAUAUUGAUUUAUUCUUCAAUUAUCUUUUCGUGUGAGGUCAAUUCAAAUUUUUAUGCAAGAUGUGGAUUGCAUUUGAUAUUUCACACUUAACC
This is a messenger RNA of Setaria italica (foxtail millet), 3192 nucleotides long. Its product is annotated as protein NPG1. The record is from RefSeq and is a predicted model, not a curated record. Gene Ontology annotation, molecular function: protein binding. The coding region runs from base 945 to 3068 and encodes 707 amino acids. The transcript has 6 exons. Lineage: Eukaryota; Viridiplantae; Streptophyta; Magnoliopsida; Poales; Poaceae.